Molecule: messenger RNA, 1449 nt
Organism: Metschnikowia bicuspidata var. bicuspidata NRRL YB-4993
Lineage: Eukaryota; Fungi; Ascomycota; Pichiomycetes; Serinales; Metschnikowiaceae
Exons: 1
Coding region: 1-1449 (482 amino acids)
Cellular component (GO): mitochondrial outer membrane
Source: RefSeq, a predicted model, not a curated record
AUGGACGAGUACUGCGUGUUGUUGGGCCUCCACCACUUGGCCAACUCCAUCUUGUACAAAACCAUCGUGGCCAAGACGCACUUGGCCUACUGGGCCCAGGUGAAGCUGUCCCUGUGGGGCAAGCUUGUCUACGGCGUCCAGACCUUGCCGCUGCGGGCAUGGCGCGUGAUCGGCGCCGGCUUUUGCGGCGCCGUGGCCGCCGCCAAGUCUGGGCCCGGGCCCACGUGGGCUUCCUGCGGCGUGGGCCCGCUUGUGCGGGCCUUGCGGCGGGUGCUCGCCAGCACGUGGCGCCGCGUCAACGCAGACUUCGUUGUGAGGCAGUCGCGCCUCCUGUUUUUGAAGAUCCCGAUGAAAGGCCUCGACGCCGAGAUCCGCGGCCACACGGCCGCGCUAGCCGCGGAGUUGGACGAGCACCACCGCAUGUUGGGCGUGUUUGUGAACAGCUUGCCCGUGUCGCGCGGCACGCUCGCGCAGAUCGUGCCGCAGAGCGGCGUGCCGGCCGGCGGCGCCGUGGGCGGGCAGCUUGACUUCAUUGCGCAGUUCGUGGCCGGCGAGUCGCGCGCGUCGCUGGCCGCGCCGCCGGGCGCCGUGGCGCGGUACUGGCCGCUCUUGCUAGUGGCGGCGCAGUACGGCCCGGCGCUCUCGCUCAACGCGUGGCAGAACCGCGCGGCCAUUGCCGCGUGGGUGCGGCGCACGUUCGUGGACACGGCCGCGGGGUUCUGGCGCAACUGGGUGGUCAAGCCCGUGGGCGACAUGUUGAGCAUUCUCCGCAACGACGAGGCCAUGGCGCUCGCGCUGAAGCAGUCGCUCCGGGCGGACCUCGACUCGCUCGAGCGCAUGGUGUUGGCGUACGUGGCGGACACGCACGUGGACGUGGCGCCCGCGGACGUGCGUGCCGCGGUGCGGCUGGGCGACUUGACCAUGGUGAUGGCGCGGUACGAGGACGAGCUCCGCACGCCGUACCGUGCGCUCCUUGGCGGCCUGUUGGUGCGGGCGUUAUUGAUCCAGGUGCAGAAGACGAAGGUGGACGGCGACUUGGCCAUCACGGGCAUCGACAAGCUCCUCAAGCUGCAGCAGCUCUUGCUCGGCGUGUUGUCCGUCCUGCCCUCGCUCUUCAUCCUCUACCAGGCCCAGCGCGCGUUGUUCAAGGACGCGGCCCUCACGCAGAGCUUCGUGGACCGCCGCGUGGACUGUCUCAAGAGCUUGAACCUGAUCUCCCGCUUGCUCAACCGCGAGCAGGCCGCCGACAAGUACGUGGCUGACGGCAAGCUCUUCGUGGAGGUCGUCAACCUCAGCUUGCUCGCGCACCAGAUCAUCCCCGCCGCGCUACGGGACGAGUUUGUGGGCGACUUGAACCUGCUUGCGCUCGCCUGCUCCGACGACUCGAUCGACGUGCGGGCUGCGGCCGGCCGCGUCUGGAACAUGUACGCGCCGUACUUCCGGAAAUAG